Molecule: messenger RNA, 1194 nt
Organism: Penicillium lagena
Lineage: Eukaryota; Fungi; Ascomycota; Eurotiomycetes; Eurotiales; Aspergillaceae
Product: Zn(II)2Cys6 transcription factor
Exons: 4
Coding region: 1-1194 (397 amino acids)
Biological process (GO): regulation of DNA-templated transcription; DNA-templated transcription
Molecular function (GO): DNA-binding transcription factor activity, RNA polymerase II-specific; DNA binding; zinc ion binding
Source: RefSeq, a predicted model, not a curated record
AUGUCGGCCGCCAAGAGCAGCCCCGACACCCAUCCCUUCGGGGUGAUCAGUCCCGGGGCCACGCCGCAGGGCAUGGCCCUGCUGGGGGAGAUCGGGCAAUAUACGCCCUCGGUCUCCAAAUCGUGUAGCCGGUGCCGCGCCCGGAAAGUUAAGUGCGACCUGGUUGUGCCUCGCUGCUCGGCGUGCAAGAAACAGGGCGAGCCCUGUAAUAUCACGGACUAUGUCACCUAUUCCUAUGCCCUCGUGGAGCGCCUGCAUUCGAGAAUCCAGGAACUGGAAUCCAAGCUCGAUUCCCAGGCCAGCAAUAAUAAUAUGUCAGACCAGGUGCACAAUGCACCGGUCCGUCUGGAUCCUACGGUGUACCCCAGACAAUCGGAUGUGCCUGAGAAGCUCCCCUGGUCGGCCGAUGUGAGCAAAGAGGCGGAAGAAGUGGGUGUACUGGCCAUUGGCUUUGAGGAUCGAUAUUCCCAGAAUAAGUAUUUGGGCGCGGCCGCUGGAUCGUCCUUUGCCCGCAUCUUCUUCAAGCAAGUGGGCUUGGAUCCCACGUCUGAAUCAGACCACGGCAACUUGGAGACGCAAGAUGAUCCGCCAGACAAUCCAGCAUCAAUUCCCUCACGGGCCAUCGCUUCGUAUCUACUCUCUGUCUAUAUUGCACGGGUCCAUCUCUGGUGGCCGUUCAUGCAUCUGGCAUAUAUUCGAUCGUGCUUUCGACGCAUAUACCAACUUCCGCGGGAGUGCAGCAGCUUUGAGAAGUUUAUUGUUUUCAUCGUCCUUGCAUUGGGAUCUGAUGAAGCGGGUGACAAUAAGGAAUAUGCCAAGAUGCUGGACUUCAAUAGUUCACGAGAGUACUUCCAGACGGCUCUCCAUUUCUUCACACGGUUCCGUGAACAUCCUCGCGACCUCCCCGGUCUGCAGGCUGUUAUCCUUCUCACUAUCCGAAUGAUCAAUUCGCCUUCCUGCAACCACAGCAAUGAUCUGUGGCAUCUCACUCGAUACUGCAUGUCCAUUGCCCUUGAAUUAGGGGUUCAUCGGCACAAUCCAUCGUGGAACUUCAGUCCAGAAGAACUCGAAAUCAGAACUCGCACUUGGUGGACCGUGUACAGCUUGGAGAGGCCGAGUUCUCUCAGUACGCGAUCAUUGCAUCGACACGCCACUUCCAACCACCAGCCCCAUCGACCAGCUCACGCCCCAUGA